AAGGGCUUGGGUAUAGACUGCUUUCUCUCUUUCUGUGAUUUGACGUACACCGGUUAGGAGGUGUGUUUUGUGAAUUCAAUUUUAACAUCAAGUUGCAUUUUUCAAAUAAAAAUGGCAUCGAAUAAGGCUUUGAAUUUUGCACCAGGACCUGCAAAAGUACCGGAAGAGGUACUGGAACAGGCACAUAGGGAAUUUUUUAACUACAAUAAUAGUGGAAUAAGUGUAGUAGAAUUAACACAUAGAGGAGUAGAUUAUGGAAAAAUAAAUGAUGAAGCUGAAGCAGCAUUACGUGAACUUUACCAAAUUCCUCCCAAUUACAAAGUUCUGUUUCUGCAAGGAGGAGGUACUGGUCAGUUUGCUGCUGUUCCACUAAAUCUAUGUUCCUCCUCUGAUGAUGUUGUUGAUUACAUCGUUACUGGCACAUGGUCAUCCAAAGCUGCUCAAGAAGCUGAAAAAUACUGCAAAGUUAACAGAGUUUUACCAAAAACUUCAGUCUAUACAGGCAUUCCAGACCAAUCAGAAUGGAAGCUGAGCAGUAAUGCAAAAUAUGUAUACUACUGUGCAAAUGAAACUAUACAUGGUAUUGAAUUUGAUUUUGUACCUGAAACAAAUGGUGUGCCUUUAGUUUGUGAUAUGUCUUCGAAUGUUUUAACCAGACCUUUUGAUGUGACAAAAUUUGGUGUCAUUUUUGCUGGAGCCCAGAAAAAUGCAGGUAUACCCGGUGUGACAUUUGUUAUAAUACGAGAAGAUCUUCUGGGAAAAGGCAUGUCUAUAUGCCCAACAGUUUUCGACUACAAAAUAAAUGCUGCAAACAAAUCUUUGUACAACACACCUCCAACUUUCAGUGUAUAUAUCCUUGGCCUGGUUUUCAAAUGGGUGCUCUCUCAAGGAGGAGUCUUAGCGAUGGACCAACACAGUGCUGUGAAAUCUAGUCUAGUAUAUGAAGUACUGGAUGCCUCUAAUGGGUUUUAUCACUUUGCAAUUAAAAAAGAAAACAGAAGUCGUAUGAACAUUCCAUUUAGAAUUGGUGGACCCAGUGGUAACGAUGAACUGGAAACAAAAUUCCUGAAUGAAGCUAAAGCUCGUAAAAUGUUAUCUUUAAAAGGACACAGAUCUGUUGGCGGCAUUCGAAUUUCUUUGUUCAAUGCUAUUACUCUGGACGAAACAAAAGCAUUAGUCGAAUUUCUGAAUGAAUUCCAAGCAAAAAAUCAGUGAAUUUACUGAACAUUCUUGAUGACGAAUAUUUUAUGAAUUUUAUUUGUAGACUGACAUUUCCAAAAUUAUUUUCUUUGAAAUCUUUUAUUAAUAAGAGCUCAAAUUUUAAAUAUUUUUAUGCAUUAUUUUUACAUGUAUAAUCCAUGAAUUUACUCUACAUUUUUAUAUUUGUUUAUCUAUGUGACACCUUACACAUUCCUCUUUUUUAAUCUUGUAAAAUAUUUGAAUACUUAGCAAAUUAUUUUACAAACAUAUUUUGUGCCAUAUAACUUUAUAGGAAUAUUAUGUGUUGAGUUCUUAUUUCUAAACUCUCGUAGUGUCUUAAACUAGUAAAAGAUUUCAGAAUUUAUGCUAUGUGUUUAUAUAGCUAUGAGAGUAGCAAAAAAGUGAAAAUCAUGUUAAAAAAUAGUAAUAGUUUUAAAAUUAGAAGAGAUUUAUUAAACUGUUAGUAAAUAUGUGUUAUGGAUUAAGAAUCGUUAUCUUACAUAUAGCUUGUAAGCCAAUUUUGUUAUAUGUUUUAUGCUUUGAAAUUUUAUACAAACUGUUAUACCUUUUACAAUAGGAAUGACUUUUGUCAUCCUGCACUUGAUGAUAAAUAAAUAUAUAUGUCUGCAA
Messenger RNA from Argiope bruennichi, 1830 nucleotides. RefSeq names its product phosphoserine aminotransferase-like. Bases 112 to 1215 code for a protein of 367 amino acids. NCBI's taxonomy places the organism in Eukaryota, Metazoa, Arthropoda, Arachnida, Araneae, Araneidae. The transcript is spliced from 10 exons. Gene Ontology annotation, molecular function: pyridoxal phosphate binding; O-phospho-L-serine:2-oxoglutarate transaminase activity. Gene Ontology annotation, cellular component: cytoplasm. Gene Ontology annotation, biological process: L-serine biosynthetic process. The record is from RefSeq and is a predicted model, not a curated record.